AUGUCUUUUUAUAAAUAUCUAAUUCUUUAUGAAAUAAAGCCAAGAAAUAACUCAAUAAACUUAAUAUCAUAUUUAGAUGCAGAUGAUCCUUAUAUAAUUUGGAUUAAUUGCAUAGUUAUGAGAUUGAUAAAGAAAUACAGAAGAAACUUCUAGCUUUUCCUUCAGUUAUUAAAGAUAGAAAAGCUAAGAAUCUAAUAGAGUGAUUGUUAAGUAAAACUUCUGAAUUGAGACUUGGCUCAUCAUAUGCCAGCUUGAAAAAUAAUGCCUUUUUUGAAAGAUUUGAUUAUGUAAAUAUAUUAUUAAUAAUAUUAGGAUAAUCUUAUAAAUAGAGAAUUGAAACCUCCGUAUUUACCACCUAAAAUUAAAUUGCAUAUUGAAAAAGACAUAUAGAAAUCAAUAUAGGUUGGAAAAUUGAUAUUUGAAGAAAUAAAAGUAUUGAAUUAAUAAAAAAUACAAUGA
Molecule: messenger RNA, 459 nt
Organism: Paramecium primaurelia
Lineage: Eukaryota; Ciliophora; Oligohymenophorea; Peniculida; Parameciidae
Source: the annotation of a GenBank genome assembly